AUGGAUCGUUAUUUAGAAGAGGCCUUCCGACUCAACGUAAAGUUCUCACUUACAGAAUUGCAGCGUGCUAUCAAUGGAGAUGGCCGAAACGAUCCAAAUCCACUCUUUAAGGUGGCCCUCAAUCUGGAAAAUGAUUGUCUCGUGUUCAUGCCCACAUUGCCAGAGCUAACUCAUGUGGUUGCCUCACUGUGCGGUAAAUUCACAGAGAUCAUAUCGUCAGUGCGAAGACUCCCGGAUCUUUUGAGUCGAGUCAAAUCAAACAAAAAGGUAGAUAAUUAA
This is a messenger RNA of Protopolystoma xenopodis, 279 nucleotides long. The record is from the annotation of a GenBank genome assembly. NCBI's taxonomy places the organism in Eukaryota, Metazoa, Platyhelminthes, Monogenea, Polystomatidea, Polystomatidae.